Porites evermanni is the source of this 6494-nucleotide messenger RNA. Lineage: Eukaryota; Metazoa; Cnidaria; Anthozoa; Scleractinia; Poritidae. The record is from the annotation of a GenBank genome assembly.
AUGACACGCUGGUUAUCAAUGAGCAUUAUUUUCGCCUCAAUAUGUUGUGGAUAUGCUCAGUACAAGCCAACAUGGGAAUCGCUAGACUCGAGGCCCCUCCCUUCAUGGUACGAUGAAGCCAAGUUUGGUAUUUUUAUCCACUGGGGGGUAUAUUCAGUACCAAGUUUUGGAUCCGAGUGGUUCUGGUACCGCUGGAAAGGACAGCAACGACCUGAAUACGUGGAAUUCAUGAAAAAGAACUACCCACCAAAUUUUGAAUAUGCUGACUUUGCACCAAUGUUUCAAGCUGAAUUUUUUGAUGCGGAAUUUUGGGCAGAGCUACUUUCAAAGUCAGGAGCAAGGUAAUUAGCUUUGUGAUAUUUGAAAGACUGUGCUAUUUGGAACAGUUAUAAGACUUAUAAGGUUAAAUUGGUUUACUCAGGGCCAAAGUUUAUGAUUGCCGAAGGUGCAAGCAAGCUAACGUGGCCCUGAGACUGGCAGUUUUUCAUAAAGUAAACUUAUUUCUUCAAAAAAGUCAUACUUAAAUACUACAGCCCUGGUUAAAAAUGGCUAGGUUGAACAAGUGAUGAAACAUGUAUCCAGGGUGUAAAGAAAGUCAGUUUUAUGGCUUGCCAUUCAGGCAAGUUGUUGCUAGUAUGUACCACACCAAGAGUCCUUUAAGUAGCCCCAAAAAAUUUUGGAUGAGCAGCAUUGAUUAUGCUUCUUCUGUCAUUUGAAUUUCCCAAAAAACUUCACUUGCCCUCCGGGCAAGUUAAGAACAGAAUUCACUAGCCUGAUUGCGAAUUCCACUAGCCCCGGGCUAUCGGACACGACUUUCUUUGCAUGCUGUACUGUAUCAUCAAUAAUAUUAUUGUCACUAUUUUUCUUAAUCUAGAGGCUUAAUAUUUAUAAAUGGUAUAUAUUUCCUUAUAAAUUGUGUCAGGUAUGCAGUACUGACCAGUAAACAUCAUGAAGGUUGGACAAACUGGAGGUCUAAUGUCUCAUGGAACUGGAACUCUGUUGACAAUGGACCCCACAGGGAUCUUGUGGGUAAGCAAAUGCUUUUAUAAAUCACAAUAUUUUCAGCACUGUGGCAAAUGUUUUAGGAUGUUGUAUGGUCAUUGUAUGAGGAGGGGUUUAUAAAGGACAUACUUAAUAGCUACCAUAAUCAUAUGUUACCAAAAAGAGAAUAUUUUCUUAUGAAAAAAAGGUCAAGUUCCUACUAGUAAUUUAAUUGAAAAGACCGUUUCAAAUGUGUGAAAAUGAUGCAAUAACUACAUGAUUUUGGUUAAUUACAUGUCAGUUUUAUAUGACGUCAAAGCUUAUAUCUGAAGGCCUGCUGUAUGAACUGGUCAGUAAAACAGCAUUUUUAGUCUGCCAGAAAUAUAUACAAGUUUCAUGGAGCACUUGUGCAAUACUGAUGCCCCUUCAUCCUUUCAGAGGAAUUUUCCGGAGCAAUUAGGAAAAACACCAAUAUGACUCUUGGCUUGUACCAUUCAUUGUAUGAAUGGUUUCAUCCAUUUUACCUGAAAGAUGUUGCAAACAAUUUUUCAACACAGGAUUAUGUUAAGGUGAGAGGAGACUUAUGAUCAAACUGUUUGAUAUAUCUAUAAUUUAUUAUUAAUAGUAUAACAGUUUAAAAUAUUUUUUUUAUCGUGAGAAUUACUAUAAAAUUUCAAAAAUGAGCCCCUCCAAAUACAAAUGUGAAUAAUUAUGUUAUUGCCCUCCUUAAUACCCUCUGCAUAAUGUGCCUUCUGUAAGUAUAAACUACUUAAAUUGAUGGUGCUUUCAAAGUAUAUGCUUGCUGGACUUACUUCUGGAAUUUUAAACCAUGUUACAACGUGUUCUUCCUGCAACGUGACAAUAUAUUGCAUAACAGCAUCAGAACCCAGGGGGGAGGGCACUCCCGAUAAUGGCCUGUAACAGGAGGCUCUGCCCGAAAGGGGUACCUUUUUUCAGGCUUCUGGUAUAUGAAAGGAUAGGGAUUUCUCUAAUUGAAGUAUAUCAAAGGGGAGGGAAAUCUGUCAUUUUAGUUUGUAAAAAGGCCCAAAGGGGCUAACAGAUGCAUUUUAUGCUUUGAAAAAGUCGGGAAAACAUUUUGGUUUUAUGAUUUAUUCAUAUUUCAAAGACAGUGUAUUUACCACGUUUAACAGGGAUGCGAAGUUUGUAAAUUGGGUAUGAGGUGAAAGGGAUACCAUUUGUCAAUAGAAUGUACAUGUAUAUGAAACUCAAAGGGGUACCUUUUUUGUCAAAAAUGGUAUGUAAGAGCAGUGGCUGAUCUAGGGGAGGAGCCUGGAGGGCCUGCCCCCUCCCCCUUAUUUUUCAACCAAAAGGGCUGAAAAAAAAAUUGGGGGGAGACUGCGCCCCUCCUUAUCUCAGGGUCUGGAUCCGCCACUGGUAAGAGGGUACUAUUAUAGGGGUUAGACUAUUGGGUGGAGCCUCCCCGUAUAAAACUUUUUAAAAUUGUUGAGUACUUACUUGUAUCAUAGCUAUAACAAUAAUGCAUCAACUGUUUUGUGAUGCUCACAUAUAUUAUAUGUUGAUAUUACAUCAUAUAAAUACCAGAAUGUGUUGAAACCGGAGCUGUAUCACUUGAUCAAUACAUACAAGCCUGAGUAUCUAUAUGCCGAUGGACCACAUGGACCUGAUACUUACUGGGGUAGCCAGGAGUUCUUAGCAUGGCUGUACAAUGAAAGGUAGCCUGAAUAGUGUUAAUGUGUAUUUUUUAAGAGUGCAAUUUAUAGUAAAGCUUGUGUGAAAAAAUAGCCCUGAGUUACGUGAAAGUAAAAUUAAUUUAUCGUUUAGACAGUGAAUUGUGAAGUCAAAUUCAGAAAACAAGUAACAACUUACUGUUCUAAAGUAUUUCGGAAAUGACUAUUGUGUCGUGACCAAUCACAACAAAGAUCAUGCAGGACAGGCGAUCAAGCCACGAAACCUUCACAACCUAAUGACCAUUGUCACUUAGCCUGCUUAGCGUUCUCAUGCCUGAUUGGCUAUUUUUCCCAACUUUUGUAACAAAUAACCAUCCAGAAGCAUUUUGGUGAUCACAAGUACACAGUUUUCUGAGUUUCACACAAGCCAUUCAAUUAAAAAACCUCAGACACAUAAAAGACAUAAGCCUCAAGACCAUGAUCCAGUUAAAAUUAUCAACUUGUCAAAGAAUAAGUUUUAAAAAAAACUGGCCUCUCAAAGGGUAGCUAGUGCUCCUGAGCCCACCUGGCUCAGGCUAUGUUAAAAGGUCAGCAGAUAUCUCCUUUUGACAGCUGUCAAUUGACUUUGAUAUGGAUCAAACAACAAUAGUGCAUACUGUAUUCCUCAUUGCUAAAAUUGGCAGUCUUUUUAUGUGUGGGUAUAAAGCAGGAUUAUAGCAAGGGGAUCAAGGACAGCAAUUUUGUCACCAUGUAAGUUUUCUGUCAGGGUCUCAGUGGAGUUUGGCCUGCGUCACAUGUCGCAGAUGUUAUCUAACCCGGAUUAGUAACGUCUGUGAAGCAGAGCAUAUAUCCUUGUUCUGGGCCCCAAACAGACUCAAUGAAUUACCAGAAAUGUGUUUUGAAAUUUGCUUCAACCUGAUUGGCGAAUUGACAGUGGCUUUUUUAAAAGGCCAAUCAUAGCAUGCAAUCAAAUCCUGGUACACUGGUGGGUCAGCCCUGAACAAGGGUUGCAUAACCAGAAGUUAGUUCUGUCUGUGGUGCAGGCUAUGUGGAGAAUUGAAUAUUGUUUAUACUCUUGUUUAGUCCUGUUAAAGACACCAUUGUGACAAAUGAUCGUUGGUGUGACAAUGGUUGUAAAUGUCAUCAUGGAGGCACUUUCACCUGCACAGAUAGAUAUAAUCCAGGUAAACUACUGAACUGUGUAUUUGUUAAGCUACUAGCUUACAUUACCAGGUUAUAUUUUUAAACCAUCUCUUUCAAAAUUUGGCAUAGUCCCAGACACCAGAAUUCACUCAUUAGUAUGUGAAGAAAAUGUUUUCCUUGCCCCACAGCUUAACUGGCCUUUCUGCUGGUGAUGUGUGUCAUUCUGAUUCCAAGACAACCUCGUUCCCAGGGUUCUCUCCUACCCGUCCUUAUGGAUGAUGGGUAGGAGAGAACCUUGGGAACAAGGUUGAUUCAAGAAGUCUUAAAAACACAUUGGUUUUAAAGGGACACAGUCAGCUUUUGAGCCACGCUGACCUUUGCAAUUUGAAAAGUGUUCCACCCAAAAUCAAAUAUACGAUGAAUACAUCCACUGCUUCAAUCUUGCAUAUAGUGUUUCAUUCGAUUUCGAUGUUUUAUUGAAAACCUGUUCCCGAGUAUUCUUUUAUUCAUACAUGUAUUAUAAUCACAUUUGCUUUAAAACAGUAUGAAUUGUGUAUCUUGUGAUAUGAAAAUCAGCUAAAAAAUGGUAUCUAAUGCGCAUGUGCAUCCGCGAACUCUGUUCCUUUAAGGAGAAAUGCUGAAAUUUAUUAAAAAUUGUUAAUAAUGAUGAUAAUAAUAAACUAUAAGUUUAAGGCUAGAGUUAGUUAUUGCUGUAUGUCCACUUUUCUCUUGAAUAAAGUUAUUAUAUAAAUGAAAGCACUGAGUCUGGAAGUCUAUAAGAGGACCUAAGAUGUUUCAUUUAAACCCUUCAAACCCUGUAUGAUGUCAAUAUAGAAAUUCUUCACACUGUUUUUCAAACAUUUCCUGUGGUACCAAAGAUUGACAGUUGACAACAUUUUACAGGAACACUACAAAAGCACAAAUGGGAAAAUGCCAUGACUGUUGACAAAUAUUCAUGGGGCUUCAGGCGGAACAUGAUUUUUGAGGAUGUUUUAGACAUGAAGGAACUGUUAUACCAACUGGUUUCCACCGUAAGGUUAGCAAACAUUACAGUUAUUAUAGAGUUGUCUUUAAUUGACAUUUUAAGAAUAAUUUUCGAAAUAAAUGCUAAGUAAUUUUAAUUCAUGGCAACCUCGUUCCGAGGUAGACAAGAGCCCUGGGAAUGCAAGUUUAAUUCAUGGCCAGGUUUUCCUGUUUCUACCUUUUAACUCCUUGUCAGAGAAAAAUCUAAUACACUGUUCAGCCAUGGUGAAAAUUAUUGAAUAAACAUCUAAUAAUCUGCCAAAAAAGAUAAUCCCUUAAUGUUGAUUUUUGUUGUGCUCAUUUCCAUAAAAUGGAGCAAGUUCAAGUUUUAACUGAAAUGGUGUCCAUUUUAUAUAGCUGUGGUGGAAAUAUGCUCAUGAAUGUUGGACCAACAGCAGAUGGCAGAAUUGUGCCAAUAUUCCAACAGCGACUGCUGCAGAUGGGAGAAUGGCUGUCUGUCAAUGGUGAAGCUAUUUAUAGCACCAAGCCCUGGAGAGCUCAGAAUGAUACCACCAACCAACAUGUGUGGUAAAUGCAAUAAGAUUCAUAAGCAUAAGAUUCUGGGAAACUGCCCACCUACCCCUCCCCUAAAAGAACGUUUUUCCCCAAGUAGUUGAUAAUGUCAACUGUGGCUUAGGGGAGGGGUAGGUAGGCAUUUUUUCUGAAUUUACACUUCUUCAAUAGACCUCUUUUAAACUUAAAAGUUUGUAUGUUUUGUUUUGCAAGUUAAGGUCUCAGGGGAAUUUGCCCAUUUGUCUGCGUAGGCCUAGACUUGCCCACAAGUCGAGCUCAAAAUUUUUCUCGAGCGCAAAGUGCGGGCUAGGAAUUUUUUUAUACUUUCGGUGACAAAGCGAGCGGUGGGGCCUACCUUUUGGAAGCGGAAACGAGAAGCGAAGGACUUUGAGAAAGUCUAGCGUAGGCCAUGCGUACAUAUGCACGGUAUAAGACGAAAGAGUUCACUAGAGUAUUAUCACAUGACCUACAUCAGAAAACCAAAGCAAACAAGCUAAAGAGUUAUAUUCUUAAUGAGUAUCUCAAGCUCAAAUUUUCAUAAAAAACGUUUUUCCUGGUUUUUGACAAAUAGCGUGACAAGUCCACGGUUUUUGGUUUCUGCUUUUAAACUUUCAAUUAAAUUUCUUAACACUGUGUAAAUUAAAUUUCUGCCUUUCGUUUCGUAAGCCACCCAUUUACUUUGGCCUUCCACUUAAUUAACACUUGAGAAUGUAAAUUAUAUUAAAGACUUUCCUCGAAACAUGCAUUUGGGCGACCUGUGAAUGGGUAUGAAUGUAAUGAUCAGGAUCAUGGAAAACCUCCACAAGUUUUGUGGUGACUGCAACCAUCGUUUUUAUAAGAAAUGUACCUUUUAAUAAUUACAUACGACCCAUGGCUUUGCUUGUCGUUCUUUUUAAAACCUUGUCGAUUUGCAAUUCUCCUUUAUUGUUUUUUUCUGUUAGGUACACUUCUAAACUUGAUGCAGUGUACGCAAUUCUUCUUGAGUGGCCUUUAACUGAUGAACUUACCCUCGGAGCUCCAAUCAGCACCAGUGGAACUCAAGUUACCCUGCUGGGUUAUGAAGGGGAAUUUAACUGGAAACCAGCUACUGACAAAGGCGGAAUAACAGUAACGUUCCCUGGUAUCCCUGUCAACAAGCUUCCUUGUCUGUGGGCGUGGGCCCUUAAGCUAGAAAAUGUCAAGUAG